This is a messenger RNA of Vidua chalybeata, 1360 nucleotides long. RefSeq names its product thioredoxin domain containing 12 (gene TXNDC12). Gene Ontology annotation, cellular component: endoplasmic reticulum. Lineage: Eukaryota; Metazoa; Chordata; Aves; Passeriformes; Viduidae. The record is from RefSeq and is a predicted model, not a curated record. The transcript is spliced from 7 exons. Bases 88 to 600 code for a protein of 170 amino acids.
AAAAAAAAAAAGUCUAGGUAAGCGGGUCCCGUCCUGUCCGGAGGUUCGAGGCCGUACCCGGGUGCCGCCGCUUUCCGCGCAGACACCAUGAAGGCUCAGCCCGCGGCAGCCUCCAUCCUCUGCCUGUGCCUGGUGCUGGCGGCCUGCGCCGCCUCCGCCGCGGGAGGGCUCGGAAAGGGUUUUGGAGAUCAUAUUCAUUGGAGAACACUAGAAGAUGGGAAGAAAGAGGCAGCAGCCAGUGGUUUGCCUCUUAUGGUUAUCAUCCACAAGUCCUGGUGUGGAGCUUGCAAAGCUUUAAAGCCGAAGUUUGCUGAAUCCAAGGAGAUUUCUGAACUUGCCCAUAAUUUUGUAAUGGUCAACCUUGAGGAUGAUGAAGAGCCAAAGGAUGAAGCCUUUAGUCCUGAUGGAGGUUACAUCCCCAGAAUCCUUUUCAUGGACCCCAGUGGAAAAGUCCAUCCAGAAAUCAUAAAUGAGAGAGGAAACCCCAGCUACAAGUAUUUCUAUACCAACGCUGAUCAAGUUGUCCAAGGGAUGAAGGAGGCCCAGGAGAAGCUGACAGGCGAUGCUUUCAAACAAAAGCACCUGGGAGAUGAACUAUAAUGAAUACACUGAAUGAUACCUUUUCAUCGCUUCAAAACUAAGAGGAAAUGAUUAAACAGACCAAGAAUGUAGAUGCACUGAAGGGACAUAAUUCCCCUGUCAGCAAUGUUAGGUUAAAAGCCCUGUUUGGAAUUCACACAUACACAAUAGUUACAGUUUUUUCUCUGCCUGGCAGUUUGAACUGUGGUGGUUCUUUGCAACUGGGUAAUGUGCAAACACAUCUGUGCGUGUGUUUGAGCAACCACUAAUAUUUGGUGUUAAAAGGGAGGUGGGUAGGGAACACACGAUUUGAGGACAAUGUGAUGGGAAAAACUAGAAGUAGCCAUCAUUUUGACACCAAUCAGGGUUGAAUCUCUCUUUUCUCACUGGUAUUAUGUGAUGCCAUCGUUUUUACUGGCAUUCCCACCACUGGGGCACGUUCCUGGGCCAGUUGUUUUCUAGAUAUUUAAAACCAUGAAUUCUGCAACUACACCAAGUAGAUUACAUUUCAUGAAUGUCCAAGUAGCAUGUGAAUUAUCAGCUCUGCAAAUGUAUUUUUGUGUAAAACUGUGUGAUUCAUCUUUAUUUGCCUUUGGGCAGAAAUAUAACUUUUUCCUUAUGCACUCACCUUUUCAUUGUUCCAUCAACUGAGGGUGGGUUAUGUUGAAGCUUUACGGGGUUUCCCCUUUUAUUCUUUGAAUGUUUUUGGCGAAUGCCUUGCCAUCACAUUGUACUGUAUUUUUGUACCAGGGUGAAAAAAAUUAAACCUUUUUAAACAUAA